This is a messenger RNA of Sitodiplosis mosellana (orange wheat blossom midge), 3166 nucleotides long. RefSeq lists its product as uncharacterized. Gene Ontology annotation, cellular component: cytosol; cytoplasm. The record is from RefSeq and is a predicted model, not a curated record. Gene Ontology annotation, biological process: amino acid activation for nonribosomal peptide biosynthetic process; secondary metabolite biosynthetic process. Gene Ontology annotation, molecular function: phosphopantetheine binding; catalytic activity. Lineage: Eukaryota; Metazoa; Arthropoda; Insecta; Diptera; Cecidomyiidae. The transcript has a single exon. The annotation marks the transcript as partial.
UGCUCGAUUGGGAGUUAAGCCAGCUCAGCAUAAACGGUUCUUCACUGAAAUGCUCGGCGAUAUUGAUGAACCAAUUUUGCCAUUUGGUUUGAGCCACAGUGUUUCAAAUGGUUCCAACAUUUGUGAGGAACAGCUGAAAUUGCCGCAAGAUUUGAUUGAUCAAUUAAGAGGACAUGCACGGCAUUUACGGGUCAGUCUGUCCAGUCUGUGUCAUCUUGCCUGGGCACAAGUACUUUCUCGAGCGAGCGGUCGUGAAGCAGUAGUUUUUGGCACUGUAUUACUCGGUCGUUUACAAGCUGGAGAGGGAAACGACAAGGCAAUGGGACCGAUGAUUAACACACUCCCACUGCGAUUAGAUAUUGAUGAGAAGAGCAUCGAAAUCGCAGUACGCCACACUCAUGGUCGCUUAAGUGCAUUGUUGGCACACGAACACGCACCGCUUGUUUUAGCACAACGUUGCAGUGGAAUUCCAACUGGCCUGUCUCUGUUCAGUGCACUGUUGAACUAUCGCCAUAAUCAGCAGACUAGCCAAUUCGAAAAUUCAUUUCCUGGAGUCACCUACUUGGGCAGUGAAGGGCGAACUAAUUAUCCGUUGACCAUGUCAUUGGAUGAUAAUGAUCAUGCUUUGAGCUUGUCGGUCCAAGUAGUGUCCCCAAUAUCAGCGGCUCGAAUCUGUGCCUAUAUGAAACAAGCUUUGGAAUCAAUAUCCGAUACGCUUAUACAAACACCCCAACAACCAAUUCGAACAUUGACAGUGAUGCCACCAGAAGAACGUAUGUUGCUGCUGCAUCAAUGGAAUCAGAACACAGAUAAUUAUUCAAACUCCCACUGCCUUCAUCAAUUAUUCGAGGAUCAGGUGGAACGUGAUAGCCUAUCAAAUGCUGUGGAGUAUGAUGGAGAGAUUUUAAGCUAUAAAGAACUCAACACCCACGCCAAUCGACUGGCUCAUUACCUGAUCGCCAAGGGUGUCAAACCGGAUGAUCGCAUUGCACUUUGUGUUGACCGCGGUACAACAAUGCUCGUAGCCAUAUUGGGCAUCUUAAAAGCAGGCAGCGCCUAUGUGCCUAUCGAUCCAGCCUAUCCAAGUGAACGUUUGAAUCAUAUUCUACAGGAUGCUGACCCAAUAUUCGUGUUGACAGACGCUACUGGCCGGAAAGCACUCGGAGACCAUCAAGUACCUGUGAUGGACUUGGAAACACCGUUGCCUUCCGAUUUGCCAAUCGAUAAUCCAGAAAUAACCAAAUUGGGAGUCACUUCAGCGCAUUUGGCCUAUGUGAUUUACACGUCUGGCUCAACAGGCAUACCGAAGGGAGUAAUGGUUGAACAUCAACAAAUCGUAAGACUAUUUGAGGCUGCACGUCACAAAUUUAGUUUUGGCAAAGAAGACAAGUGGUCUCUCGUCCAUUCUAUUUCUUUCGACUUUUCCGUAUGGGAAAUAUGGGGCGCAUUAUUGAAUGGAAGUCAACUGUCGAUUGUACCAUACAAUAUCACUCGUUCCACGGACGAAUUUUAUGAUUGCAUCUGUACUAGGGGUAUUACUGUGUUGAAUCAAACCCCAUCGUCGUUUAAAAUGCUUAUGCGGUCAAAAAAUAUGAGUUCACGACCAGACCGUCUGCGAUUUGUAAUAUUUGGUGGCGAAGCGUUAGAUCCAUCGAUUAUGAAGGACUGGUUUGAUAUACCUCUGAACACAAAAAGUCAAACAUUAUUGGUGAAUAUGUAUGGCAUCACGGAAAUAACAGUUCAUGCUACCUACCAACCAUUGAAUGCUAUCGAAGACGUUUACUCAAUUGGGAGACCACUCCCAGAUCUUUGUGCGUAUGUGCUGGAUUCAUAUGGUGACCCGGUGCUACUAGGAGCCGAAGGAGAACUGUAUAUCGGUGGUGCUGGCGUGGCCCGUGGCUAUCUAAAUCGUCCUGAACUUACCGCAGAACGUUUCCGUACCAACCCAUUCAGUGACAAUCCAGCGGACCGCAUGUACUGUACUGGUGACCGAGCACGAUAUUUGCCUGAUGGUAAUCUGGUCUAUUUGGGGCGCAUCGAUCAGCAAGUGAAAAUACGUGGUUUCCGAAUUGAAUUAGGCGAAAUUGAGGCUCACCUAGUCAAAUAUCCUCAGGUGCAAGAGGCGGUCGUACAAUCUUACGGCAAUGGAUCAGAUGCUCGUCUGGUAGCUUAUAUAGUGACCGAUGUGAAUACAUCAAUAGCACAGGAUCUACGCACCUAUUUAUCGGCUUUACUGCCUGAUUAUAUGGUACCAUCGGCGUAUGUGUGCCUACCAUCCUUACCGCUCACACGUAAUGGGAAACUAGAUCGACGAGCACUACCGGCUCCGGAUGAUGGGGCGUUUGCUCGCCAACUAUAUGAUGCUCCACAGGGUGAAAUGGAAGAAAAACUGGCUGAUAUCUGGAGUGCAUUGCUUGGCAUUGAGCGUAUCAGCCGACAUGAUAAUUUCUUUGCAUUGGGAGGCCAUUCUUUGUUGGUCGUACAGUUAUUAGCGCAGUUGAGAAUGGUCGGCUUGCAGACCGCCGUACGUGAGGUUUUUGAUGCUUCAAACUUGGCCACUUUGGCUGCAACUCUCACCUCUUAUCAAUCAGUGAAUAUUCCGCUCAAUCUGAUUACCACAAACAGCACCGAGAUUACUCCAGAAAUGUUGUCACUUAUUAAUCUUACUCAGGCUGAGAUCGAUAUAAUUAUUGCACAAGUACCAGGUGGAGUAGGUAAUAUCCAAGAUAUUUAUGGAUUGGCUCCAUUACAGAGCGGGAUGUUGUUCCAUCAUCUGAUGGCCGAAGAGGGCGACCCUUAUUUAACAGUAAGCCGAAUGAGUUUUAUUGAUCGGACAACAAUGGAACGCUAUGCGAACGCUUUACAGCGAGUGAUGGAAAGGCAUGAUAUUCUGCGAACCGUCUUUGUCUGGGCAGGUCUUAAUGAACCGGCACAGACCGUUUUGCGACAGGUUCCUUCAUUACUUACUGAGCUUACGUUCAAUGAUACUGUUGAAUCUGCACUUGAUAAGUUGAUUCACCAAUUUAAUUCUCGUCACUACCGGUUAGACUUGUCACAGGCACCGCUCUUGCGUUUGAUAGCUGCACGAACGACUGAUGGGAACUGGAUAGCAUUACAAUUGAUGCAUCACAUAAUUGGUGACAAUAAAACAAUGGAGCGGCUACAG